Helobdella robusta is the source of this 2362-nucleotide messenger RNA. RefSeq lists its product as hypothetical. Gene Ontology annotation, biological process: regulation of transcription by RNA polymerase II. The transcript is spliced from 11 exons. The record is from RefSeq and is a predicted model, not a curated record. Bases 1 to 2010 code for a protein of 669 amino acids. NCBI's taxonomy places the organism in Eukaryota, Metazoa, Annelida, Clitellata, Rhynchobdellida, Glossiphoniidae. Gene Ontology annotation, molecular function: DNA-binding transcription factor activity, RNA polymerase II-specific; RNA polymerase II cis-regulatory region sequence-specific DNA binding. Gene Ontology annotation, cellular component: nucleus.
AUGUUCACCAUUAAAGAAGAACCAAAUGAUGAUUAUUUUCAAAAUUCUUAUGAUUCAAAUCCACUGGGAGACGUAAAUGAUCCACCUACAGUUUAUAUAGACAAUGGGAUCAAGCAUGAAGUUAAUAUUUCAUCGGAAGAAUCACCAAAGGAUAUGGACUUGAGCUCAAAACCCAAAACUAGAUGUCAUAAAAAAAGUUUAUACAGGGCACUAAAUUUCUACAAAAUAUAUCAUACACCAAAAAAAUUGAUGAAACAGAAAACACUGAAAUUGGAAGCCAUAAUAAGAUUGACAGAAAAACCAAUGAUUGCGUUGUUUUCACAAAUGUCAUCAAAUGAAUUAAAGAAAAGUUAUGUCUACACCUGCUGUCUCAUUCCCACCAAAUGUUCAGCGAGCUUUUCAAGCUACGGAAAUGAGAACAAAGCUCGAAAACAAAUGUAUGAGCAUUUACAAGGCCACCUCGUUGAACUCUUAGACAAGAAAAGAGCUGAUCCAACUUUUGUUUUCAUGGCUGAUGUUGUUCAGAAAAAUUUAUCUUUAGGAGAAUCAUCUGGAAGAAAACAAGAAGAAAAAACAAAAGUAAACAAAAGAAAUUGUAACACCUUUGGGACAACGAACACCAGCGAUGAUAAUAAUGUGGCCUUUCAAAUGUCAGAAAUAAAGUUGGAAGAACUUGAUUCCAAUGACAGUGAUCAAGACUUCCUAGGUUCCCACAAUGAAGUAAACACCGACAACGAUAAGUCUAUGAGCAGCAAGUUGUACAUGAAUGUUUCAAAGACCAAAUCUCUAAAUAUUUUGAAAAACUCAAGGCACCGACCUUCAAUUUUGUCUAAAAAAACGGAAGUACCUCAUGAAGCAGCAGUUCAUAAAAAAUUUGAGAGUCGAGACAAGCACGUGUGUUUAAUAAAGGACCACCCCUGGUGCACUGAUCACUCCUAUGACUUCAAACAUAGAGGUUCUAAUAAGGACAAGACAGACAAUGAAAGCCACAAAUCAAAACAAGAUACUCCACUGCAUCGAGUUAAUUUCCCAGUAGAGAACAACUUAAAUCAGCUCAAACUCAUUCUACCCAUUGUCAAGAUGUUGUUGAAUGACCUGCCCGACCAUCUCGGAUGUCUGCCCAACAAUGUGUUUGAAGUUUGUUCCGAUGAAGAUGACGUUGAACUACCAAGCAUCAAACUUGGCAAACCCCCACCAACUCUGCUCUCUGGACCUCUUCGAAACAGAAUGAACCACACUGGCAUGUUAGCAACCUUGAACACUGAAGCCUAUCAAACGGUUAUGGCGAACGAUAUAAAUAAAGAGGAGGUUGAACGCCUCGAAGCUCAAACAACUUCGUUGUCUGAUCUGGAAAUCAAGCGUCUCACUACGUACUACCUGAACGAGUUAAGAAACAAAAAGAGAGAGGACUCUGAGAUGAGCUUGACUUGCAAGAUCUGCAGGAUCAAGCAAUUCACUCAUGCUCAUGCUGGCAUAAAGCCGUAUGUAUGUUACCGCUGUGAGAAAACAUUCACGAGGCAGCACAGCACUUGCUCACACACGACAACAUCAAUUGAUUCAAGUGUGAAUAUUGCGAUCGAAUGUUCAGACAUCCCAGAACAUCGCCGAAGUCACACUGGGGAAACCCCGUUCCACUGCACCGACUGUCCUCUGAAGUUCAAAACUAAUAACACUUACAAACGUCACAUGAGGACAAAGCAUGACAAGAUAGUCGCUAGUUCCUUCACUUCAAAAAUCAACAACUUUUUAAAACUAAUCACCAUCACGAUGUCAUUUCUACCAGUAAUAGUAAUAAUAAUGAAAUGGAUACCAACAGCGAUGGUUGAGUUGGUUAACAACGAGAGUCUCAUUUUGACCUCACCCAAUCAGCAAGCUGUCAAAAAACUUUUAUCCAAAAACUACAAGGUGAUAGUCGUAGCACCAAAAAUCAAUCCAGGAGUACAGUUGAUUUCACUGUUAAAGAGGAACCAGUCAACAAAGAUUAUGUUGACAAUAGCUAAAAUUUUGUAGCAGCUUUCUGAUAUUAAGCUAGGUACUGUUGCAUUCACACUUAAUUAUGACAGCAAAAUUCAAUAUAAAUUUAUUAUUCAACUUUAUUCAAAUUUAUUUUUGGACAACCGAUUAUUUAUAUAAUUUAUUGUGUACUAUAAUUAUUUUAGCUAGAUAGCCAGAUUUAAAUUUAUUUUUUGGCAUUUUCUUUUUCGUUUGAAUAACUUAUUUUGGUUAUUCCCACUUUAUAUAUUCCAUUGUUUAUAUAUUCCAUUGUUUAUAUAUUCCAUUCCAUUAUUUCCACUGUUAUAUUAAAAUUGCAUGAAUUUAUUUUGCCAACGUUCAUUCAAGUUGAAAUACAUUUGCAAUAGCC